CUACUCCUCUGUACACUUGUUUCUCGCUGUAAAAACAAACUUCGUUAUUUCUAGAAUUCCCAUCUAAGCACAUUGCAAAAAUUCUUCAUUAAAGCCAGUCGCUGCCAUUCCCACUCCUCUUAGAAACUACCCAACGUAUAUUACAUUGUUUCAAUCGUCCAUCAAUAUGCGUGCUAUCCAGGUCAAAGAGUAUGUCAAGGGGCCUUUGGAUCUACAAGUCACCACACUUCCUACCCUAUCCCCAUCCCCCAGUGAUUACCUGAUUCAGAUUCACUCGGCGGGUACCAACUUCUUCGAUCUCCUUCAGAUACAAGGCAAAUAUCAACACCAGCCUCCACUCCCGUGGAUCGGAGGUGCUGAGUUUGCCGGAACUGUCCUAGCCGUGCCAACGUCCAAAUCAGCCUCACAAGCGCGUUUUAAAGUCGGCGAUCGUGUCUUCGGCGCCACUCAGGGUGCCUACGCUACCCAUAUCCUCGCUCCUGAGCAUACUUUACUCCCUGUCCCGAAUGGGUGGAGUUUUGAGGACGCAGCUGGACUCUUCGUUACCGCACCUACCUCGUACGGCGGUUUAGUGCACCGAGCAAACGUGCAGCCGGGAGACUGGGUCCUCGUCCAUGCGGCUGCCGGUGGUGUCGGAUUAGCUGCCGUGCAGAUCGCGAAGGGUAAGGGCGCGACGGUAAUAGCGACGGCUGGCACAGAACGCAAAAGGCAGAUUGCACGAGAGUUCGGGGCUGACCAUGUCAUCGACUACCGAAAUACGGGCUGGCCUGAAGAAGUGAAGAAGCUGUGUGCGCAACAUCGAACUGGCAAUGGGAAGGCAGGAGUGGACAUUGUGUAUGAUCCUGUGGGUAUGAUCGAUGCCAGUUUGAAAUGUGUCGCGUGGAAUGCACGCCUAUUAGUUAUUGGGUUCGCAGCGGGCAAGAUCGAGAAGGUCGCGCUGAAUCGGGUGCUUCUGAAAAAUGUGAGCAUUGUCGGGCUGCAUUGGGGGCAGUAUGCCAAGUUUGAGAAGGACACCGUGGGUACUGUUUGGAAUGGGAUCUUUGACCUUGUGGCUCAAGGCAAAUUCAAGGGGACAGCUUUUAAGGAUGAAAGUUUUGUGGGGUUAGAGAGUGUACCCAGGGCAUUGCAGGCGCUUGGAGGAAGGGAAACAUGGGGCAAAGUGGUUGUUAAGGUCAUUGAUGAAGCAAGGAGUAAGUUGUAAGGAUGAAUAGCUAUUACUACGUGCGUUUAGUAUAAAAUUUUUUUUGAUGUUAAGCAAUUUAUGUACAUCUAGAUUAUUAUUAUUCCUAAACGUAUGGUGUACGGCUCAAGGAGUCAUGCUCUCGUAGGAAAUAAAACGCGAGCAACAUGAACUAUGAAGGCCCUGUAUUUUCCUCUAGCAACUGAAAAUAUUCAACAGGAAUUCCAGAUGGAUCCCUACAACCCAGCUCCAGUCAGAAGCACAGCCACAAGACAUGGCAUGUGAAGACCGUCCUUCAAUGAAGGGCCCGUGAUGAGUCUAGCGAUCCACUUGUCCAGAUGGAUUCAUAGACCGCAUAGACUUGAGACAGCCGGAUUGUGUAGUUGCGAUAUACUCCGUAUGGUACGACAAUGUUAGUAAAGUGAUGAUGGGAGAGCGUCUUGUGGGUUUUGCAUUAACACUGGCUUGCGGCGAGUUUCGUCUGAUAGGCUGAACAAACCGGGGACCUUGAGUUUGCAGGCUUGAAACUUAUUGGCUGCCUUCCAGAUCAACAUUAAAGCUGGACAUCAGAUUGCAUGGGAAUGGUGUUGUG
This is a messenger RNA of Aspergillus caelatus, 1772 nucleotides long. RefSeq names its product NADPH:quinone oxidoreductase family protein. The transcript is spliced from 2 exons. Gene Ontology annotation, molecular function: zinc ion binding; oxidoreductase activity. Lineage: Eukaryota; Fungi; Ascomycota; Eurotiomycetes; Eurotiales; Aspergillaceae. Gene Ontology annotation, cellular component: mitochondrion. The record is from RefSeq and is a predicted model, not a curated record. Bases 167 to 1201 code for a protein of 344 amino acids.